Molecule: messenger RNA, 3930 nt
Organism: Quercus robur (English oak)
Lineage: Eukaryota; Viridiplantae; Streptophyta; Magnoliopsida; Fagales; Fagaceae
Exons: 17
Coding region: 244-3603 (1119 amino acids)
Biological process (GO): lactose catabolic process
Cellular component (GO): beta-galactosidase complex
Molecular function (GO): beta-galactosidase activity; carbohydrate binding
Source: RefSeq, a predicted model, not a curated record
ACUACUGGCCAAUGGAAACAUCGAAGAAAACAUUGAAUGUUCAUAAGUCACAUGAUAGUUCAAGGUUGUAAUCAUCUAAUCAUCAACUCCACGUUCUGAUCCACAACAAAGCCAGUUCAGUUCACUAACAUUCUCUCUCUCCCUCUCUCUCUCUCUCUCUCUCUCUCUCUCUCUCUUGUAUAUUUGUAUUUGAAUUGUGAGCUUUAUCUGUGAGUGAUUGUAUUCACAAACAGAGUGUGUGAAAUGAACCCAAUGGCCUCUUUGGUUGGGCAGUCUUUGAUGGCGCUUCCCUUAGAAAAUGGGAACUAUAAGGUUUGGGAGGACCAAUCUUUCAUCAAGUGGAGGAAGAGAGACUCUCAUGUUACUUUGCAUUGCCAUGAUUCCAUUGAAGGAUCUCUUAAAUUCUGGUAUGAACGCAACAAAGUUGAUGCUUUGGUGGCUAAUUCUGCUGUUUGGAAUGAUGAUGCUGUUCUUGGAGCCCUUGAGAGUGCUACGUUUUGGGUCAAAGGCUUACCAUUCGUUAAGUCUUUGUCUGGCGACUGGAAAUUUUUGUUGGCUCCCAAUCCUAACAGUGUUCCUGUGAAUUUCUAUGGCGGUUCAUUUCCAGACUCUGAGUGGAAAAGUCUGCCAGUUCCUUCAAGUUGGCAGAUGCAUGGAUUUGAUCAGCCUAUUUAUACAAAUGUAGUAUAUCCAUUUCCAAUGGAUCCUCCAUCUGUUCCUGUGGACAAUCCCACGGGUUGCUACAGAACAUACUUCAAUGUUCCUAAAGAAUGGAAGGGUCGUAGGAUUUUGUUGCACUUUGAAGCUGUUGAUUCUGCCUUCUGUGCGUGGGUAAAUGGGGUUCCUGUAGGAUAUAGUCAGGAUAGUAGACUACCUGCCGAGUUUGAAAUCACUGAUUAUUGUUACCCUUGUGAUUCGGAUGAGAAGAAUGUUCUAGCUGUUCAAGUAUUUAGAUGGAGUGAUGGCUCCUACCUUGAAGAUCAGGAUCAUUGGUGGUUAUCUGGUAUUCAUCGUGAUGUGCUUCUUCUAGCCAAGCCACAGGUAUUCAUUGCUGACUAUUUUUUCAAAUCAAACCUGGCGGAAGAUUUUUCUUAUGCAGAUAUACAGGUUGAAGUGAAAAUAGACAACUCUUGUGAAGCAUCAAAAGACAGAGUUCUUGAGAACUACACUAUUGAAGCUGCAUUAUAUGACACUGGGAGCUGGUACAACUUUGAUGGACAUGCUGAUCUGCUUGCAUCUCAUGUUGCUAAUAUAAAGCUCAGUCCCUCUACAACAAGGCUGGGAUUUCACGGUUAUCUGCUUGGUGGUAGACUUGAAAGUCCAAGGCUUUGGUCUGCAGAGCAACCAAAUCUGUACACACUGGUUGUUGUCCUGAAAGAUGCAUCUGGCCGUGUAGUGGACUGUGAAUCGAGCCUUGUGGGCAUAAGACAAGUAUCUAAAGCCCCUAAACAGUUACUUGUUAAUGGGCAUCCCAUUAUAAUAAGAGGUGUUAACAGGCAUGAACAUCACCCACGUCUGGGGAAGACAAAUGUAGAAUCCUGCAUGGUUAAGGAUUUGGUUCUAAUGAAGCAAAACAAUAUCAAUGCUGUGAGAAACAGCCAUUAUCCUCAACAUCCCCGUUGGUACGAGUUGUGUAGUUUAUUUGGCAUGUACAUGAUAGAUGAAGCAAAUAUUGAGACACAUGGUUUUGAUCUAUCCCUACAUUUGAAGCAUCCUACUUCUGAACCAAGUUGGGCUGCUGCCAUGAUGGAUCGUGUAAUUGGCAUGGUGGAGAGAGACAAAAAUCAUGCAUGCAUUAUUUCUUGGUCCUUAGGAAAUGAAUCUGGAUACGGCCCUAAUCAUUCUGCUUUAGCUGGUUGGAUUCGGGGAAGGGAUCCCUCACGGGUAGUACACUAUGAAGGAGGUGGAUCUAGAACCUCAUCUACAGAUAUUGUAUGCCCCAUGUAUAUGCGUGUUUGGGACAUUCUGAAGAUUGCAAAAGAUCCAAGUGAAACACGUCCUUUGAUACUGUGCGAGUAUUCGCAUGCAAUGGGAAACAGCAGCGGGAAUCUACAUGAAUAUUGGGAAGCAAUAGAUAGCACAUUUGGUCUACAAGGAGGCUUUAUCUGGGAUUGGGUUGAUCAGGGGUUGUUGAAGGAUAGAGAAGAUGGUAGAAAGCAGUGGGCAUAUGGAGGUGACUUUGGGGAUAUUCCUAAUGAUUUGAACUUCUGCUUAAAUGGCCUUACUUGGCCAGAUCGAACUCCUCAUCCUGCACUACAUGAAGUCAAGUAUGUCCAUCAACCAAUCAAGGUUUCGUUAAAGGAAAGAAUACUUAAGAUAACAAACACUAAUUUUUAUGAAACAACAGAAGGAUUGGAGUUUAGCUGGGCUGCUCAUGGGGACGGAUGCGAACUUGGAACUGGAGUUCUACGUCUUCCCUCAAUAGGACCACAGAGCAGUUUUGAUAUUGAAUGGGAGUCAGGUCCAUGGUAUUCUCUAUGGGCUUCCUCAUUUGCAGAAGAAUUUUUUCUUACAAUAUCUGCUAAGCUUUUGCACUCUACACGCUGGGUUGAGGCUGGUCAUGUCAUUUCCUCUACCCAAGUACAGUUGCCUGCCAAAAGAGAGAUUGUUCCUCAUGUCAUUAAAGCUACAGAUGCUACCUUCCGAGGAGAAAUUCUUGGGGACAAAAUAAGAGUGAGCCAACACAACGUUUGGGAGAUAGAAUUGAAUGCUAAAACAGGAAUAAUUGAAAGCUGGAAGGUUGAAGGAGUGACUGUGAUGAAUAAGGGGAUAUUCCCAUGCUUUUGGCGAGCACCUACUGAUAAUGAUAAAGGAGGAGAGGCAAAAAGUUAUUUAUCCAAGUGGAAAACUGCUCGUUUGGAUAGUCUCCUCUAUAUUACAGAAAAUUGUUCUACACAGAAUAUGACAGACAACCUUGUGAAAAUAGAAGUGAGUUUUAUUGCUGUUCCAAGGGAUGAGAAGGGUUCUGUCCCGGAGUUUGACAAAUCAAAUGCAUUGUUCAAAAUUGAUAUGAUUUACCAAAUCUAUGGUUCUGGGGAUGUCAUUGUUGAAUGCAAUGUGAAACCAAAUUCUUCAAAUCUUCCACCUUUGCCACGUGUGGGUCUAGAAUUCCAUUUGGAGAAGUCAUUGGACCAGAUAAAGUGGUAUGGAAGAGGUCCAUUUGAAUGUUAUCCAGAUAGAAAAGCAGCCGCACAUGUUGGGGUCUAUGAGAAGGAAGUGGGUGACAUGCAUGUUCCUUAUAUUGUUCCUGGGGAAUCUUCAGGUAGGGCAGAUGUUAGAUGGGUGACAUUUCAAAGGAAGGAUGGAUGUGGGAUUUAUGCUUCCAUCUAUGGCAGCUCUCCUCCUAUGCAAAUGAGUGCAAGUUACUACACUACAGCAGAGCUUGACCGGGCAACACGCAUCGAAGAGCUUAUUAAAGGAGAUGACAUUGAGGUUCAUCUUGAUCACAAGCACAUGGGAGUGGGUGGAGAUGAUAGUUGGUCCCCAUGUGUCCAUGAUAAGUAUCUGAUUCCUGCUGUACCCUACUCAUUCUCAAUGAGGCUGUCUCCAAUAACUCGAGCCACCUCUGGCUCCGACGUUUACAAAUCCCAACUUCAAAACUAGCAACUUUUUUUUGGUUGCAUGGCUUGAUGGAAGGUUGAGGAUGUAUGUUAGAUCAUGUGUUACCUUAUAAGUUAUAGUAAAUAAAUGUCCAAUCCAAACCAUAUACAUCAUUAUAUUGGGACUACCACCUUGAGGCUAGAAAGCUCUCUCUAUGCAAGUUGAGUAGCUCCACUACCAAGUUGGGGUAUUUAGUCAUGGCGAUUGGUCAUUAAGUUGUUUACUUGCCAAGAUCAAUGCUUGAAAGCCUAUGCUAUGGACAUAAUACUUUUAUGCAAACUACUUGUCAUCUUGUUUAAUAAAAUCUCAUGGGAAAAGUAACUAAUUCAA